GAACUUUUGAAUGUCUCAGAGGCGGCUCUCUCCAGUGCCUGAAGCUGAAUGCGAGUUUCCGCCUGGACUACGUCGCGAGUAGUAGUCGGCUAUCUGCCAGAAAAUCGGCCGUGUGUGUCGCGUGGCACGAAUAAAAUGAGUCCUAGUUCUAUGACUGUGGCUAUUGUGAGCUGGACAUGCCAGAAGAAGGGCAAGACGAUGCCAUCUAUGACAGACUGCAUGGUAGAUUUUGGGGCAGAGGGUGUCGGGCAGUGCCUUCGGCUGCGGGUUAGUCCAGAUAUGUCGGCCCUCAAUUUCAUUCAAAUGGCAUCAAGUCUGUCCAUACAUGAGACAUACGACUCCCAGGGUACUGCUCCGCUGUCUUCUAUGCAGGAUGCAAGUGGAAAGACCAUGCGUUGCGUUUUUGGCCCGCCAGUUCGUCAUAUUCCGAUCUUCUGGAUUAGAGCAAAAGCAGUCAUCUCGCUAGGUAUCAAUUCACACGAUGACCCAGAAAAAGAUCUAGUCCCAGGCUAUGCUCUAUCGACUGUUCAUUAUCGUCGCCUCAUGGAUGCAAGCCAUCAUUUACCUGCAGACGCCAGCAGCGAUUAUUUGGUUGCUGGCGCCGUUGGGAUAUCAUAUCCAAAGAAUAUGUCCGGGAAAGGUGCCAUGGGCAAUGGAUAUGAGCCCAUCUUUGAUGUCGAAUGA
Molecule: messenger RNA, 684 nt
Organism: Aspergillus heteromorphus CBS 117.55
Lineage: Eukaryota; Fungi; Ascomycota; Eurotiomycetes; Eurotiales; Aspergillaceae
Exons: 4
Coding region: 49-684 (211 amino acids)
Source: RefSeq, a predicted model, not a curated record